CUAACGGGAUGAGGCACUGGACAAGCUGAAGCGUUUCACAAACCUCUGAUCUUUACACAGCACAAUAACUAAAAACAAACAAACAAAACACUUCAGACGGAACAUUUCUAUUAAAAACAGCACGUAUAUCGGCUAAUGAUGACUAUAGACGCGCCAGUGAUUUUGUCCGCACUUUUCUUCACAAUUAUUGCCAUCAUAGUUGCGUCGACGCUUUUGUCGAGGAAAUCUGCGCCAAAGAAAGAAACCAAGAGACGCGAGGAGGAGAUAUCAGAAUUUAAUCAAUCCAGAGACAGAGAGGAGACAUCUGUUGCUCAUGUAAGAGCUGAGAUACAUCAACAAACACCUGUGCAGGCAGCGGUAGACAUAGAGGAGAAGAUAGUCACUGAGCUGAAAAAUGAGGAGGCCGUUACAGUCGCCCCUGUUAUUGAGGAGGUUGAUGUUGUGGAGGAAACAUCUGCUGUGGAACCUGAAGUCAUCUCUGUUCAAGUGGCACCUCUUCAGGCAGCUCUAGAGCCAGAGCCUGUUCCUGAGGAUGAUGUAGAACCCACACCUGUGGAGAAGCUCAGGCAUGCACCAGAGACAGUGGCUGCGUUAAUAGAGGAGCCAGUGUCUGAAGCAGUCACUGUGGUGCUAAGGUCCGAGUCUGCCCCUAAGCCAGAAUCUGUGGCCAUCCCUGAACCCGAAUCUGUGGCUGUCCCUGAAACCAAGUCUGUGCCCGUCUCUGAACUGGAAUCUGUGCCCGUCUCUGUACCGGAAUCUGUGCUCGUCGUUGAACCGGAACGUGUAUCCAUCCUUGAAACUGAAUCUGUAUCCAUUCCUGAAACCAAAUCUGUGCCCGUUUCUGAACCAAAAUCUGUGCCCGUUUCUGAACCGGAAUCUGCGCCCAUCUCUGAACCAGAAUCUGCGCCCGUUUCUGAACCAGAAUCUGUGCCCGUUUCUGAACCGGAAUCUGCGCCCGUCUCUGAACCGGAAUCUGCGCCUGUCUCUGAACUGGAAACUGCGCCCAUCCCUGAACUGGAAACUGCGCCCGUCUCUGAACCGGAAAUUGCGCCAAUCUCUGAAACACAAUCUGUUUCUGUCCCUGAAUUGGAAUCUGUGCCAGUCUCUAAACUUGAAUCUGUACCCGUGCCUGAACCUGUGCUUGUCUCUGAAUCCUUGUCUGUCCCUGAAUCCUUGCCCAUCCCGGAACCUGUCCACAUCCCUGAGCCACAACAUGUGCCUAAAGCAAAAUCUGGCUCUGCUCCUGAACCAGAAUCUGUGCUGUCACUAGAAUCAGAAUUUGCACCCAAUCUUGAGCCAAAGUUUGCACCCAUCCCUGAACUGGAAUCUGUGCCCUCCUCUGCAGUGGAAUCUGCACCCAUACUUGAACCGCAAUCUGCUCCAAUCCUUGAAUCAGAAUCUGCACCCACCCCUGAGCCAAAGUCUGCACCCAUCCCUGAAUCUGCACCUAUUCCUGAAUCAGAAUCUGCACCCAUCCCUGAGCCAAAGUCUACACCCAUUCCAGAAUCAGAAUCUGCGCUUGUCCCUGAACCAAAAUCUGAACCCAUCCCUGAACCGGAAUCUGCUCCAAUCCUUGAAUCAGAAUCUGCACCCACCCCUGAUUCAAAGUCUAAACCCAACCCUUAUUUAGAAUCUGCACCCAUCCCUGAGCCAAAGUCUUCACCUAUCCCUGAAUCAGAAUCUGCACCCAUCCCUGAGCCAAAGUCUACACCCAUCCCAGAAUCAGAAUCUGCGCUUGUCCUUGAACCAAAAUCUGAAUCCAUCCCUGAACCAGAAUCUGCUCCAAUCCCUGAGCCAAAGUCUACACAUAUUCCUGAAUCAGAAUCUGCACCCAUCCCUGAGCCAAAGUCUACACCCAUCCCAGAAUCAGAAUCUGAUCUUGUCCCUGAACCAAAAUCUGAAUCCAUCCCUGAACCAGAAUCUGCUCCAAUCCCUGAGCCAAAGUCUGCACCCAUCCCUGAAUCAGAAUCUGCACCCAUCCCUGAGCCAAAGUUUACACCCAUCCCAGAAUCAGAAUCUGAUCUUGUCCCUGAACCAAAAUCUGAAUCCAUCCCUGACCCGGAAUCCGCUCCAAUCCCUGAGCCAAAGUCUGCACACAUCCCUGAAUCAGAAUCGACGCCUGUCUGUGCACCGGAAUCUGUUCACCCCUCUAAUAUCAAAUGUGCAAUCGCCUCUGAGCCCACCCCUGAACCAUCAUCUGCGCCUGCCCCAGAGACCUCUCCAGCAGCUGAAACUGUUCCAGAGAUCUUAGAGCUUAAUGAUAUUGCAGCUGCACCAGGGGUAGAUGAUGUUGAGACCCCUGCAGUCGUGCCCGAUAAAAAUAGGACCACCAAGUUUGAAGGGAGAUUGACCAAAGAAGAGAUGGAGGAAGAGCAAAGGGUACAACAUGAGCAGCUGGCCGCCAUCUUCAGGCUGCUCAGAGAGAAUCAGGAGACAUUUGGAGAGAUGACGGAGGGAGAUGUGGAGCAACAACUUAAACUUUACUCUCUCUAGUUUAACUAAGUCAUCUACAGCUUGCACACGUGUUUCAUGUCGGAACUAAUAUGUUUGCUUCACCCUGGGUUUACUUUACUAUGGGUUCCUUGACACCUCAGCAUUUCAUAAAACUGGCAGCAGUUUAGGGGUGGUUUGCCAGAUAGGGUUUGGCUCUUGGGACAUUUUUACACACAUACCCUACAAAAACAUUACUGGUUUAAGAAACUUUUAGACAAAUUGGCAAUGACACUGAUAGAUUUUAAGAUAAGCUGUUUUAGAUAAGAUAGUUCAAAGAUGCAUUGUAUCUGGGACUAGGAAAACCACCCCUUAGUUUUAAAUCAGGUUAAGGUUAAGAAAGUCAUAUGUGACAGUGGCGGCCGGUGAUUUCUUUUUUUCGAGGGCGCUCGAUGUGAGGUUCAUCACAACAUGUAGGUAGGCCGUGUGUGUGUGGUUAGUCAUUUCAAAAUAUGUGUUCGGUGCGUUGAUUGAACCUGUGUGCAUCACGUGUCUUGUCAAAAUAAGUGCCUGCUGCAGAUGCGUCUAAAGGGUUUAUGAUUAAAGAGACGCUCGCGUUUGGCAGAUACUCACAUAAUCUCAUGCGUAAUCAGAGUUUACUGUUAAGGGAGUCUCUUCUGUGUAUUUUGUGAACGUGAGCGUCUCUUUCAUCAUAAACGGUUUUGACGCGUGUGCAGCAGACACUCAUUUUGACAAAACAAGUGAUGCACAUAGGAUCACUCGACGCAACAAACACAUAUUUUGAAAAUACGAGCAACACACGACACGUCAAAAACACUUAUUUUGAAUAUGAAACACAAUAACUCAGGAUUAAUUCAUUGUUACAAUAAAAUCAGAUGUCCAGACUGUAUCUCACAGACUAUGAUUAAUGUUUAAAACUCUUCAUAUGUGAUACAUUGGUACUCUGCUGUGCACAUGACCAUGUUAGCUUAACUUAUUCUCUUUUUGUAGUGUGUGUAAUAGAGAAUCUUCCUAUGUAUAAUCUAACUUUGUUUUGGUGUUGAUUUAAUCAAACGAUUAAUACGAAGAAUUAUUCUGUUAAAUAUAUCGGUAGAUUUUAAAGAUUUAAUUGCAUGUGUUUUUAACUGUUUAUGCUUAAAGAAAAAGUCUGUAUUAAAAUUGGAUAGUUAUCCUGUCAUGUGUUUUCUUCAGUUAUGGAGAUUGUGGUUUUUGUAUUUAUAAACACAAUAUACUGUCAGAAACCAAGGCACAAAACUGAAAAAUUUGUGUAAAGAGUUCAGUACGUGGGUCACAAUGUUUGAACAGCUUGUAA
Messenger RNA from Paramisgurnus dabryanus, 3763 nucleotides. RefSeq lists its product as uncharacterized. The record is from RefSeq and is a predicted model, not a curated record. Lineage: Eukaryota; Metazoa; Chordata; Actinopteri; Cypriniformes; Cobitidae.